Molecule: messenger RNA, 3450 nt
Organism: Musa acuminata AAA Group (dessert banana)
Lineage: Eukaryota; Viridiplantae; Streptophyta; Magnoliopsida; Zingiberales; Musaceae
Exons: 21
Coding region: 310-3276 (988 amino acids)
Molecular function (GO): mRNA binding
Source: RefSeq, a predicted model, not a curated record
CGAGCUAGCCCGAGCCCUAGUCUGCUAUCCCGACGCCCCAACGGACAGUCGUUGUUCCCUCGCGGCCGCGAUCACCCACGGCGCUCCACCGCAACUUCUCCUUGCUCCCCAUCAUCGGCUUACCAUUCACGCCGCACCGUUGGUUUACCCAUCAUCGCCGCGACCUCAUCGACGCUUCGACUUUGGGGAAGUUGCCAUCUUUACCGAUCUUUUAACUUCCUCCUACCAACCAUCUAACCGCGUUGCCAGUGUGUUGGCUACGAGCCCUCAAAGGGAUAGCAUACUUGUAGCAGGCUAAUAAGUUCAUAAAUGGGGAAGAGGAAACGGGAUGAGAACUCUGGUCAGAAGAAUGCAGGUGGUGUGCACUGUCCCUCCACUAUCUUUGUUUCCAACCUCCCCUACUCAUUUAAGUCCUCAGAGCUAGAGGCAUUGUUCAGCGAAGUUGGACCUGUGAGGCGCUGCUUUAUGGUCACUUCGAAGGGAUCAGAAGUGAGCCGGGGUUUUGGCUUUGUCCAAUUUGCCACUGUUGAAGAUGCUGAGCGUUCAAUUCAACUUAAAAAUAGAUUGGCUGUAGAUGGUAGAAAAAUAAGUGUCAAACUUGCAAAGCAUCGCCUUCCUCUUGAGGAACGCCAGCAAAAGGCAAAGAAUGUGCAUUCAGAUGAUAUAGAUACCAAACAUAAUGAGAUUCUUCAUUCAACAAGUGUGACUGAGCAUAAAGGAUGUUUAAGGGCACAAGACACAGGAAGUUAUACAACAAAACCACCAAGAAGCAUUGUAGAUGAUGGCAAAGGAAUUUUGUUAGCAAGCAAGGACCCAGCUGUUGAAUUUCCAGGCUCAGAAAAGCAGAGGGUUGCUAGAACAGUAAUAUUUGGUAAUCUAGUUAACUCUGAGAUGGCAGCCGAUGUCUUUCAGCAGGCUGGAGAAGUCGGCACCAUAUGCUCAAUUAGUUAUCCUCUUCCAAAAGAAGAACUAAAACUACAUGGGCUUGCUCGAGAUGGUUGUAAGUCAGAAGCUGCAGCAGUACUUUAUACGACUGUCAAAUCCGCACGUUUUUCUGUUACAAAGUUACAUCAACAAGAGAUAAAUGGUGCAUGUGUUUGGGCUCGCCAAUUGGGUGGGGAGGGUUCAAAAGCUAGAAAGUGGAGAGUAAUUGUUAGGAAUUUGCCAUUUAAGGCUACAGUCAGUGAGAUAAGAGAAAUAUUUAGCUCAGCAGGGUUUGUGUGGGAUGUGUUGAUCCCACAUAAGUCAGAUGAAGGAGUUUCAAAAGGUUUUGCUUUUGUUUCUUUCACAUGCAAACAAGAUGCAGAAAAUGCCAUUAAAAAUAUUAAUGGGCGAGUAAUUGCAAAACGAACUGUUGCUGUUGAUUGGGCAGUUUCAAAAAGAGUAUAUUCAGUUGCAUCUGCUGCUGCUUCAGGGGAAGGAUUCCAGGAUGACAGUGACAAUGAGAGUAAAUCUGAAAGUGAUAGUGAAGUUGAUAGAGAUAAUGUGAGUACAGUUGACAUGAGUACAGAUGAAGUCAAUCUUGAUGGGCCUGUGAUUGAAAAGUUGACUGAGACUAAUGAGAAUGAAGUUAUCCCCAUUGAAGUUGAUUUCAGGUCAGAGGCAGAAGUUGCUAGAAAGAUCCUGGAUAACUUGAUCAGAUCAUCCACCAGCGUUUCUGAUGCAGCAACUCAUGGUUCAGAUUCCAGGACAGCUGAAAGUAUUACCGAGUCUUGGACCUCACAUCAUGUUGGACAUGUGGAACCUCCCUUGCCUAUAAAGAAAGAUGGAAUAGUUGGAAACAAAGUUGGCAAAGGAUCAGAAGCUGAAGUUCAAGAACUUGGGAAAAGAGACAAGGAUUUAGAUAGAACAAUUUUUAUAAGCAACCUUCCCUUUGAAAUUGAUAGUGAGGAGGUGAAAGAGAGAUUCUCUUCCUUUGGGAAGGUGCAAUCAUUUUUUCCUGUCCUCCACAAACUUACCAAGCGACCCAGAGGAACUGCCUUUUUAAUAUUUGAUAGCCCAGCUGCGGCAGAUGCUGCGAUUUCUGCAGCAAAUGCUGCACUUGGUUUAGGCAUCAUUAUGAAGGGAAGACCACUUAAAGUUUUGAAAGCUUUAGACAAGGAAUCAGUUCACAAGAAAGAACUUCAAAUUUUGAAGAAUGAGGCCCAUGACAGACGUAAUUUAUAUCUAGCAAAGGAAGGUGAGAUUCUUGCUGGAACACCAGCUGCUGAAGGUGUAUCAGAAAGUGAUAUGAGAAAGCGUGAGAUGUUGAUAAAGAAGAAGGAAGAAAUGCUGCAAUCUCCAAAAUUCCAUGUAUCAAGAACUAGAUUAAUUAUCUACAAUUUGCCAAAGACUAUGACUACAGAAGAAGUGAAAAAACUGUGUGUAAAUGCUGUUGUUUCCCGUGCUUCCAAGCAGAAACCUGUCAUUCAAAAGGUAAAGCUUCUGAAGGAUGUGAAGAAAGGAAAAGUUGUUAUAAAGAAACAUUCACGUGGUGUAGGUUUUGUUGAUUUCAAAGAACAUCAGCAUGCACUUGUGGCCCUGAGGGUUCUGAAUAACAAUCCUGAAACUUUUGGUCCUGAUCAUCGCCCUAUUGUAGAGUUUGCUUUUGACAACAUUCAGAAACUACGACAACAGAAAGCUAAACUGGAUUCUAUAAAGGAGAACAAUGCUAAGUCAGAAGAUGGGAAAAGAAAUUUGCAACAAAGGUUUCCGACUCCAACCACAGAGACAGACAUAGAUAAAGCGGGUAAGAAGGUAAAAAAUGCAAAGCACCAGAGGAUGCAAAGGAUAUCAUCCCAAGUAUCUGAACCUAGUGAAGGGAUGACAGUGGAGCUAGGGUCCCAUGAGGAGGACACUAAUCCAGAAGUCAAGGCUGGGAAAAGUAAGCAGAAUAAGCAACAGAAGAAGGCUUCAAAAGGUGGAAAGGCUGAUUCACCCUCUAAUUCUAAGCACAUGAAGUCAGAGUCACAAUCGAAUUUGAUGCAAGUAGGCACACAUGCUAAAGAAAAGCAACUAAAUAAGAAGAACCAGAUGGAAAAGCCUAUUGACAAGACAACAGUAACAAUUCCUCGGAAAAGGAAGAGAAACACCAAACCUGAUGGUGGUUCAGAACAACAUAAGCCAGCUAGAAAAGCAAAGAGUAGAACGGACUCGUCAGGGGAGGAAAUAGUCGAUAAAUUGGACAUACUAAUCGAGCAGUACCGUUCCAAAUUUUCACACCAUGAUUCAAGCAAAACGAAAGAUGCUACAAGUUCUGGUCAUAAAGUCAGAAGAUGGUUUGAGUCAGGUUCUUAAUGUCAGCUCGAUCAGGUUUUUCUUAUCUCGCAAUAUAAAGCUUUGUGUUGGCUUAUCCCAAGGUUGAGAUGGAUGCGUCCCCGCACUCAAACUUUUGUGUAGGACCAAAUGCAACCAAGUGGUCGUGUUUUAAUUUGGAUUUUUUGAUAUUGGGGUUGGAAGUUCUACACUGAA